AGAAAUCUGACUCUCUCUUCCGCUGUGUAUACCCAUUGCGAUUCUCUGGCUCGCUUACUUUUCCAUACCUUAUUUCCCAAUUGAGUGCCAUCACUCAAACCGGUAAAGAACCCACCAAUUCAGUAAUCAAUCAUCACCCCCAAGUGAGAUCGGGGAUGGAUUUUUAAAUCAUCAUGGAAGAAAAUUAACGGCUUUGGGUGCCAAUCAAGACUCUUCUAACGCACUGAUUUUCUCAACUAGUUGAAGAAAGAAAGAGUAGGAACAUAAAUGGCGUUUUCGCGGCUCAGACAUCAGAUGAUGAUCUCACGCGCUCCUUCCCUCCUCCUCAAAACUCGCGUUCUUUCCACCUCCUCUCGAUCCGUCACGCGCUGUGCAAUCUGUUCUGGUGCGAAACACUCUUUUGUGGAUGGCAAUGAUUUUUAUUUAAGGCCUACUUCGAUUUUCAUGAUCACUGGAGUACACGAUAAAUUUUUGAAGCUCAAGUUGGGAAUUGGUGUUCGUCAUUUCUCAUCUUCAGAGCCAUCGCAUAUGGUCAUUGGAAUGCCAGCUUUAUCUCCUACUAUGACACAAGGUAACGUUGCAAAAUGGAGGAAGAAAGAAGGAGAUAAGAUAGAAGUGGGUGAUGUACUGUGUGAAAUAGAGACAGACAAAGCUACACUUGAAUUUGAAAGUCUUGAAGAGGGAUUUUUGGCAAAGAUACUGACACCGGAAGGUUCAAAGGAUGUACCUGUUGGACAACCCAUUGCCAUAACGGUUGAGAAUGAAGAUGACAUCCAAAAUGUCCCUGUUGAUAGUAGUGGAGCAGAGAUUAAAGAGGGAAAAUCAGCUGAGCAGGAUGCCAAAGGUGAAGAUGUGGGAAGCAAAUCUGCUAGGAUCAACACGUCUGAACUUCCCCCUCAUGUUUUUCUUGAAAUGCCAGCACUAUCACCAACAAUGAACCAAGGUAAUAUCGCCAAGUGGAGAAAGAAAGAAGGAGACAAGAUAGAAGUGGGAGAUGUUAUAUGUGAGAUAGAGACAGAUAAAGCCACCCUUGAAUUUGAAUGUCUUGAAGAGGGGUAUUUGGCUAAGAUACUGGCACCUGAAGGUUCAAAGGAUGUGGCUGUAGGACAACCUAUUGCACUCACAGUUGAAGAUCCAAAUGAUAUUGAAACUGUAAAGACUUCCAUUAGUAAUGGCAUGGAGGUUAAGGAAGAAAAAUUUACCCGGCAUGAUUCAAAGGAUGAAACUAGAGAAGAAAAGCCAAGUUUUUCCAGGAUCAGCCCCUCUGCUAGGUUGCUUAUUUCAGAGUAUGGAUUGGAUGCAUCAACAUUAAAGGCAUCAGGCCCUUUUGGCACUCUUCUAAAGAUUGAUGUGUUGGCUGCAAUUAAAGCAGGAAAGGGAUCUUCAAAAAAAUCUGUUCCUAAGGAGAAAGAAGCCCCAUCACCUCAAAAAGGCCCGUAUGCUUCAACCACAGUUUUGCCAGAACCUCAGUCGCAGCAAUCAGAUUCUUUUGAAGAUAUUCCAAAUACUCAAAUUCGCAAGGUUAUAGCAAGAAGGUUAUUGGAGUCAAAACAGACUACACCACACCUAUAUUUAUCAACAGAUGUUAUACUGGAUCCUCUUAUUUCUUUCAGAAAGGAGCUCAAAGAGCAUCAUGAUAUCAAAGUAUCAGUAAAUGAUAUUGUUAUCAAAGCUGUUGCAAUUGCUCUGAGAAAUGUACCAGAAGCUAAUGCAUAUUGGAAUGAGGAUAAAGGGGAAAUAGUUUUCUGUGAUUCUGUUGACAUAUCAAUAGCAGUUGCCACUGAGAAGGGUCUAAUGACUCCAAUUGUUAGGAAUGCAGACCAGAAAUCCAUUUCGUCAAUCUCUGCAGAGGUCAAGCAACUAGCUGAAAGAGCUAGGGCGGGGAAGCUUACUCCAAAUGAGUUCCAAGGAGGGACUUUCAGCAUUUCAAACCUGGGAAUGUAUCCAGUGGACCAUUUCGCUGCAAUUAUAAAUCCUCCGCAGGCGGGCAUCCUAGCAGUUGGUAGAGGGAACAAAGUUGUUGAGCCACUACUUGGAAGUGAUGGGUGUGAGAAGCCUGCAGUGGUCACCAAGAUGACCUUGACUUUAUCUGCUGAUCAUCGUGUUUUUGAUGGCAAAGUCGGAGGUGCAUUUCUGUCAGCUUUGCGAUCUAACUUCAGUGAUAUUCGGCGACUUCUUCUAUGAGGGGCCCUCGAACUAACAAUUGGCUUUUCAAAUAAUAAGCCAUGACAGAGGAUGCUGUGCUCAAGCUGGUUAGGGAAUUUUCCGAGAUACCCCAAUUUGUUCAAGUUUCAAGAAGUGUCUUUUAACGGUGAUUUAGCCGUGCACUCUUACUAAAUAUCUCCGUUUGAUGAACUCAUCUUGAUAUUAGUUAGUGCUCUGAUUGUUCAGGUGUCGAUCCAUGCAAGAUUUUGCCAUGUAUCAAACUUCCAAUAUUACAAGAUUUUCAGUGUUUUUCGUCUGAAGAUUGUGCUGCAAAUUUGGUUUAUUUGAAGAAAGAAUAAUGUACAACAGAGGUAUACAUAGUUGAAUCAAUAAAUUGUUCACAGUUGAAUAAAUAAAAAUAUAUGUUUUUCUUAUAUGCAA
This is a messenger RNA of Ricinus communis (castor bean), 2586 nucleotides long. Its product is annotated as dihydrolipoyllysine-residue acetyltransferase component 1 of pyruvate dehydrogenase complex, mitochondrial. The transcript is spliced from 24 exons. Lineage: Eukaryota; Viridiplantae; Streptophyta; Magnoliopsida; Malpighiales; Euphorbiaceae. The record is from RefSeq and is a predicted model, not a curated record. Gene Ontology annotation, biological process: pyruvate decarboxylation to acetyl-CoA. Gene Ontology annotation, cellular component: mitochondrion; pyruvate dehydrogenase complex. Gene Ontology annotation, molecular function: acyltransferase activity. The coding region runs from base 268 to 2184 and encodes 638 amino acids.